Myotis daubentonii (Daubenton's bat) is the source of this 3971-nucleotide messenger RNA. It is a transcript of the gene NR2C1, whose product is annotated as nuclear receptor subfamily 2 group C member 1. Gene Ontology annotation, molecular function: sequence-specific DNA binding; zinc ion binding; DNA-binding transcription factor activity. NCBI's taxonomy places the organism in Eukaryota, Metazoa, Chordata, Mammalia, Chiroptera, Vespertilionidae. The record is from RefSeq and is a predicted model, not a curated record. Gene Ontology annotation, biological process: regulation of DNA-templated transcription.
CGAAUGUCGCCAAGUUGCCUCGUAACCUUCACUAAGUAGGUCAGCCUGUUUUAAGAAAAAGAAAAAAGAAAAAAUGGAAAAGCAAAAUGAAUUGAAAUGCCUGGCAGGUUACCGGGGCUUAGCAAAUACGGAAGGAAAAAAACACCUGAAGGGCCGAAACUAUAAGUUGGCCAUUGAAGAGACACUGAUAGUUCUGAAGUAGGAAAAAAGGGAUGUGGUUCCGUUCUGACAUUUUGGCAAUUAGAUCAUGGCAACCAUAGAAGAAAUUGCUCAUCAAAUUAUUGAACAACAGAUGGGAGAGGUUGUUACAGAGCAGCAAACUGGCCAAAAAAUCCAGAUUGUGACAUCACUUGAUCAUAACACACAAGGCAAGCAGUUCAUUCUGACAAAUCACGAUGUCUCUACUCCAAGCAAAGUCAUUCUGGCCAGGCAAGAUUCCACACCUGGGAAAGUUUUUCUCACAACUCCUGAUGCAGCAGGUGUCAACCAGUUAUUUUUUACAACUCCUGAUUUGUCUGCACAACACCUCCAGUUCUUAACAGAUAAUUCUUCUUCAGACCAAGGACCAAAUAAGAUUUUUGAUCUUUGCGUAGUAUGUGGAGACAAAGCAUCAGGACGUCAUUAUGGAGCAGUAACUUGUGAAGGCUGCAAAGGAUUUUUUAAAAGAAGUAUCCGAAAAAAUUUAGUUUACUCAUGUCGAGGAUCUAAGGACUGUAUUAUCAAUAAACAUCAUCGAAACCGCUGUCAAUAUUGCAGGUUACAGAGAUGUAUUGCGUUUGGAAUGAAACAAGACUCUGUUCAGUGUGAAAGAAAACCCAUUGAAGUAUCACGAGAAAAAUCUUCCAACUGUGCCGCUUCAACAGAAAAAAUCUACAUUCGAAAAGACCUUCGAAGCCCAUUAGCUGCAACUCCUACUUUUGUAACAGAUAGUGAAACUGCAAGGUCAGCAGGACUGUUAGAUCCAGGAAUGUUUGUGAAUAUUCAUCCGUCUGGAGUAAAAACUGAGUCCUCUAUGCUGAUGACACCAGAUAAGGCUGAUACAUGUCAGGGAGAUUUAAGUACAUUGGCCAGUGUGGUUACAUCAUUAGCAAAUCUUGGAAAAACUAAAGAUCUUUUUCAAAAUAGUAACAAAAUGUCUAUGAUUGAAGGAUUAAGUAAUGGUGAUACCUCUUUGUGUGAAUUUAAUCAAGAAAUUCAUACCAACGGUGAUGUUUCAAGGGCAUUUGACACUCUUGCAAAAGCAUUGAAUCCCGGAGAGAGCACAGCCUGUCAGAGCUCAGUAGAGGGCAUGGAAGGAAACGUACAUCUAAUUGCUGGAGACUCAAGCAUAAAUUACAUCGAAAAAGAGGGGCCACUUCUCAGCGAUUCACAUGUAGCUUUCAGGCUCACCAUGCCUUCUCCUAUGCCUGAGUACCUGAAUGUGCACUAUAUCGGGGAGUCUGCCUCCAGACUGCUGUUCUUAUCGAUGCACUGGGCACUUUCUAUUCCUUCCUUCCAGGCUUUGGGGCAGGAAAACAGCAUAUCAUUGGUGAAAGCUUAUUGGAAUGAACUUUUUACUCUUGGUCUUGCCCAGUGUUGGCAAGUAAUGAAUGUGGCAACUAUAUUAGCAACAUUUGUCAAUUGCCUUCACAGUAGCCUUCAACAAGAUAAAAUGUCAACCGAAAGAAGAAAAUUAUUGAUGGAGCACAUCUUCAAACUCCAGGAGUUUUGCAACAGCAUGGUUAAACUCUGUGUUGAUGGCUAUGAAUAUGCCUACCUGAAAGCAAUAGUGCUCUUCAGUCCAGACCAUCCAGGCCUAGAAAACAUGGAACAGAUUGAGAAAUUUCAGGAAAAGGCUUAUGUGGAAUUUCAAGAUUAUAUAACCAGAACAUAUCCGGAUGACACCUACAGGUUGUCCAGACUACUACUCAGAUUGCCAGCUUUGAGGUUGAUGAAUGCUACCAUCACUGAAGAAUUGUUUUUCAAAGGUCUCAUUGGCAGUGUACGAAUUGACAGUGUUAUUCCACAUAUUUUAAAAAUGGAACCUGCAGAUUAUAACUCACAAAUAAUUGGUCACAGCAUAUGAAAGCUGAGCACUCAGUGUAAAAUUGUUCUUUCUCAGAACACAAGACACCAAAUUGAACUCAUGGUUUUCCAGGGCACCUGGAAAUUUUGACUUUAAAGAAUAACCAAAAACGAAGAUAUUUUUAUUUUUACUUUCUUAAGAAGAAUUUUCGAACUGACUGGGCAGGUAGCAGGAAUUAGAGUUUCCUUUCCUGUCUUAUUUAAGUGAAUAAGAAAUACUAUGAAUUUUUUCUUGGUCAAGAUGAUACCUAAAGCUGUCACCUUUUAACUAUCUAAACUAAGAUCUCAUAUCUUAUUUGGUGAAACAAAUAAACUAGUUCUUUGUGUUUUUUUUUUUUUUUUUUCAGAAUUGUGUUCUAUUCAUGUUUAACUUCAUUAUGAGCUAGUACAGAUAGGUAAUUGUCAGAAAUCUCUGAGGAUAUCCUUGUAUUUUACACUUCUAUAAUCUUUUAAUUACUUUGUCAUAAGAUUAUGGUCAAUGGUGUAAUGAUACCAUUAGAACCAGAGGAAAUCAUAAUUGAAUACAUAUUUUUUUGUCUUCUGUAAAUGUUGUGGCACCCAUAGCAUAGACCACUCAUUGCUGGCAAUGAGACAGGAUAUUCAUGAUCUUAAGACUUGACUUUUUUAGUGGUGUAUAUUAUUAGUUACAAGCACUUUUUAUUUAUGUAUACAGCAGAAAAAUUUUUUUGAGAAUAGGAUAAGCUUCAUGUUUUAAUAUUUUCAGUUUACUGCAGUGUUUUAAAAGUAGUAGAAACUGGUUGAGCCCAAAACGUUUCAGUAUUGCAGAAGAGAUCUUACUAGUGUUGCUCUUCCAUUGCACAGAAAACAUCUGUCCUCUCCCUCUUUCCUGAUCCACAUUAUAUAGUUUCCUGACCCUUCCAUGGGUGUUAGCCAAUUUCGUUUAGGUCAUUAGAAAUACAGUUUGUUAAAUAAUGGAUUUAUCAUAACCAAUCUGUGUUUUCAAGGUGAGUGAAACAAUUAUUUUAAGGCAGUUAACAGUUUUUAAAAAUAAAAUUUUUUAGUAUAUAAAGCAGUGGUUCUCAACCUUCUGGCCCUUUAAAUACAGUUCCUCAUGUUGUGACCCAACCAUAAAAUUAUUUUCGUUGCUACUCCAUAACUGUAAUGUUGCUACUGUUACGAAUCGUAAUGUAAACACCUGAUAUGCAGGAUGGUCUUUGGUGACCCCUGUGAAAGGGUCGUUCAACCGCCAAAGGGGUCACGACCCACAGGUUGAGAACCGCUGAUAAAGGAAUAUGCACUGAUUUUUCACUAUAAAGAGGGGAGGGCUAUUUUAGUAUGAGCAUCAACCUAAAGCCUUGUUAUUGCUACAACAAAAGCAUUUUAAAUUCCUUGGAUGUCUUCCAGAGUAAUGUUUUCCAUAGCAAACCUAAUGCUAUUAAAUAUUGAUUUGCUCUGAUUUCAUGAUGAAUUGUUUUAGUAUGUCUAUUUGUUGCUUUGUUAUAAAAAACAAAAUGGAGAUUUCAUUGUACUCAGAAUACAUCUUUUACAAAGAUUUUUGUAAUAGAAGAGAAGCUGAAUUUGGGGAGGCUGUGGAUUUUACUAAUUACUACUUUAUAGUAAAUUAAAAGUUUAAAAGUAUCACUGUACAGUCUUUACCAACUUACUAAGGGAAAUUUUUCCCUACUUAAAACAUGAUUUUUUUUUUUGUCAUUAGGUUUAUUUAUAAUAUUAGCUGGAGAAAACUACAAUUACUAUAAAAAUACACAAAUGGGAAAACUAGUAGGUUUAUACCUUUAUAAUCCAAAGAAGUAAGCCAAGGAUUUAGAAAUAAUGUAAGUAUGGUCAAUUAACACACAUGUUUACUGCAGGUGUUUUUCAUGAUUAAAUUUGUAGUUAUAUUUGGAAGUGUUUUUAGAUCUUAAGUAAAAUGUGACCUGCAUUAUAAA